Temnothorax curvispinosus is the source of this 1200-nucleotide messenger RNA. RefSeq names its product ubiquitin-conjugating enzyme E2 C (gene vih). The record is from RefSeq and is a predicted model, not a curated record. Lineage: Eukaryota; Metazoa; Arthropoda; Insecta; Hymenoptera; Formicidae. The transcript is spliced from 4 exons. The coding region runs from base 194 to 757 and encodes 187 amino acids.
UUUCGAGCCGGGCAGUAGGGACGCGUGCAGCAUUCAAAUUUCUGCCGUGCUGUUGUGACGGUGUGUGACCGUCAAUCGAGUCGGAGUCGCGAAGAAAGAGAGAGAUAGAGAGAGGGAGAGGGGCCCCGCUCCGUAAAGACGAUACUUUUCGUCCGAUUCACGCCAGGAACGCGAGGACCCCCGGUGCCCCAGGAUGGCGCAGAACGUGAACCCGUUCAGCUCGAUGCAGAACACGCCGACUAAGGCCGCCGAGGAGAAGCAGAGCCUGCCGAAGGACAAUCACGCAGUCAGCAAACGGUUGCAAAAGGAACUCAUGGUGCUGAUGAUGAACACCGAGCAAGGAGUAUCCGCCUUUCCAGAGGGAGAAAAUUUGUUUAAAUGGAUCGGGACUAUCACAGGACCAAGAGAUACGGUAUACGCCGGUCUCACCUACAAACUGACCUUAGAAUUUCCACAUAGCUAUCCGUAUAGCGCUCCUAUAGUACGCUUCGCCACACCCUGCUUUCACCCAAAUGUAGAUACCGGUGGUAACAUCUGCCUAGAUAUAUUGAAAGAUAAGUGGAGCGCGUUGUACGACGUCCGUACCAUUUUACUCUCCAUACAGUCCCUUCUUGGUGAACCUAACAACGAAAGCCCACUUAAUCUUGAAGCGGCGGAGCUGUGGAGCAAUCAGACGAAAUACAAAAAGUAUCUGAUGGAAGAAUAUCACAGAGCACUCGAUCGAACGCAGAGCAGUCGCAAUCAACAGGAUUCAUGAUAAGCCAUGACCAUAAUCCAUUUUGAAUCAUUUAAUAUUAUUAUUCUUAUCAGCGGUAGGAUUAUAAUUAAGUGUACGAUUGAUCAGAACUUCCUGCACUUUUCUCGAGGGUUUAUUAAGCAUCAUCGAAAUUAAAUUGGGUUUUUUUUUCUUUUUCGAAACAAUGACACUGACGAAAUUCUUCUUCACGAAUUAUGAAUUAUACAUGUAUAUGCCGCAUUGCAUUUAACUCGCAAGAUUUUUGUAGGAACUUUUGUAAGAACAUUUAUAAAUUUAUGUAAUCACCGACAUUAAAACAAUUGCACUACAUUUAUUUAUUUACCAUAUAAAAACCUUUGGUUUUUCGAUUACUGCCAUCGUCUGUAUAUUAGAUCUACAUUUGAUAUUUGUUUGCAUUUUUACCAUUACUGUAUAGUUCUAAAAUAAAUAUUUUAAUGAUCAUA